AUGGAGACCCCAUACACAUCAUCUGAAACCUACAUAGAUGAGUUUGACCCUUUAGAUUAUUACAAAACAUACUAUCACCCCAAAGAAGGAACAUUAACUGGAGAAUGGCUUAAUUUUGCAUUGCAGAAUUUUCAUGAAACAUUCAAUUCAGGUGGUGUUGAAGGAGACCUACUCAUUAACUUUGGAGCUGGACCCACAAUUUAUCAACUUCUCUCUGCUUGUGAAUCUUUUAACAAAAUUAUUGCUUCAGACUUUCUGGAGCAAAACCGAAUACAGCUACAGAAGUGGCUGAGGAAGGAUCCUGAUGCAUUUGACUGGACUCCAGUUGUCAAGAUGGUGUGCGAGCUUGAAGGAAACAGUGACAGUGAGAGCUGUAAGAAGAAGGAAGAAAAACUCAGGAGAACGGUGACAAAAGUCCUGAAAUGUGAUGCUCUGAAGGAGAACCCAUAUGACCCGGUGAAGAUGCCACAAGCUGAUUGCCUGAUCAGUUGCCUCUGCUUAGAAGCCGUCUGCAAAGAUGUGAAAUCCUUCACCAAUGUGUUGAGGAAUUUUAUGAGCUUCAUAAAACCAGGGGGUAACAUAGUACUGCAGAGUGUACUUAACUGUUCAUACUACUUUGUUGGUCAAAAGAGGUUCUUCUCUCUGUCCAUUUCUAAGGAAGAAGUGGAGGCAGCAUUUAAGGAGGCUGGCUAUGAAAUAGUGAAACUAAAGGUCAUUCCAUUUACUGAAAAGCAGAGGAUGGACAUCAGUAAUCAGGGUGGCUAUUACUUUGUUCAUGCCCAUAAACCAUGUUUGUAG
Molecule: messenger RNA, 798 nt
Organism: Nanorana parkeri
Lineage: Eukaryota; Metazoa; Chordata; Amphibia; Anura; Dicroglossidae
Product: nicotinamide N-methyltransferase-like
Exons: 3
Coding region: 1-798 (265 amino acids)
Cellular component (GO): cytosol
Molecular function (GO): N-methyltransferase activity
Source: RefSeq, a predicted model, not a curated record